AUGAUGAGCGACCGCUCAGAGCGUGACCACGUGGAACGUCAGGCAAUUGCGCGAAGAAGGAUGGAGGAAGACAUGCAAUACGACGCCCAUAACAGAGAACUGGGGCAGGAUUACACUCAUUCCCAAGACGCCACACGCGACUAUCAUCGAGGCCGCCAAUAUGGAUCCAGGAACAGAGACGUGCAAAGUGCAAAGGACUACAGUGAGGACGAGUCUGACGAGGAGAAUCGUGUUGGCCAGAGGAACGAGAAACAUCUUGAGGGCAGUUCCAAGAGGGUGAGGAAGGAGAGAUUGGAAGAGGAGUUGCCUUCUUAUCAAUCUGCCACGAGGAGAAACUAG
Messenger RNA from Capronia epimyces CBS 606.96, 339 nucleotides. RefSeq lists its product as uncharacterized. Bases 1 to 339 code for a protein of 112 amino acids. Lineage: Eukaryota; Fungi; Ascomycota; Eurotiomycetes; Chaetothyriales; Herpotrichiellaceae. The record is from RefSeq and is a predicted model, not a curated record. The transcript has a single exon.